AUGGUUAUUUCAACAGACCAUUUAACGAAAAAACAAUUAAUUAUUCCAGAAAAAGCACAAAAUUCAUGAAAAUGUUUGGAUCUUUCGUUUAAUGCUGCCAUUCUCAAUAACUUUUUAAUCUAUAAAAAUAUGUCUCAAAUGUUCUGUUUAUUUAUAAUAUUCCUUUCAGAUUAUAAAAUAACUACACUACAUCUUUAUAUUUAG
Messenger RNA from Blepharisma stoltei, 204 nucleotides. Lineage: Eukaryota; Ciliophora; Heterotrichea; Heterotrichida; Blepharismidae. The record is from the annotation of a GenBank genome assembly.